Molecule: messenger RNA, 1308 nt
Organism: Hypoxylon fragiforme
Lineage: Eukaryota; Fungi; Ascomycota; Sordariomycetes; Xylariales; Hypoxylaceae
Product: Thioesterase/thiol ester dehydrase-isomerase
Exons: 3
Coding region: 164-1093 (309 amino acids)
Cellular component (GO): peroxisome
Source: RefSeq, a predicted model, not a curated record
GUGGGAGUUCCUACAUAUGUCGCAUUAAGACCUUUUGUACAUAGCUCUUCGAACUAGCUAUUGUAGAGCUAUUGUAGUCAAUCAGUCGAUCAAUUUUGACAAUUAACUUAUAACCCGUACUCCUUAUAAAAAUAAUCCUUAUUCAUAAGAACUAGAAGUAAAAAUGAGCGGUCCAGGAGCUGGGUUCGAAUAUCCUCCUACUGAGGUAUCGUGGACGAAGCGCGAUGUUUUGUUGUUUGCCAACACUAUAGGUUGCACUUCUGAUGAGCUUCACUUUCUCUACGAGCUCGACCCUAACUUCUCGGUAUUCCCGACCUACCCGGUUAUUCUACCCUUUAAGAAAAAUGAGACAGAAGUAAUCGACUUCUAUGCCGCGCAAAAGGCAAUCAAGAUUCCCAGCGUGCCCGACUUUGACUCGCGGCGCGUCGUCGAUGGCCAGCGACUAGUCCAAUUCCUGAAGCCACUACCCACCACAUCCGCGGGUAGGAAGUUCGAGAUGCGCACCAAGGUGCUCGGCGUUUACGACAAGGGACGGCCAGGUUCCGUCGUCGAACUACAGCAGGAUCUAGUUGAUGUCAGCACCGGCGAGGUCUACUCGCGCGCAAUUGGCAGCACGUUUUACGUAGGGCAGGGCAACUGGGGUGGCCCCAAAGGUCCCGCGACGCAGAAUUUCCCGCCGCCCAAGGGCAAGACACCCGACGUCGAGUUCGAAGUGCAAUCUAACUCCCAGACCCCCUUGCUAUAUCGCCUGAAUGGCGAUUAUAACCCCCUGCACGCUCACCCAGAGCCCGGAAAGAAGAUGGGCUUUGGAGGCGUCAUCAUCCACGGUCUAUUUUCUUUCAACACCACUUGCCAUGGCUUGUUGGAGAAGCUUGGCGGAAGUGACCCGGCCAACAUCAAGGAAUUCCAAGCUCGGUUUGCGAGUCCUGUUAGACCAGGGGAUAAAUUGGUUACGUCUGUAUGGAGAACUGGUGAGAUGAAGGGCGAAUGGGAAGAGAUUCGAUUCGAGGUGAAGGUUGCUGGCGGAAAGGUGUGUCUCAGUAACGGAAGGGCGCUUAUGAGGGUUGUGGGAGAAUCUAAGAGCAAGCUGUAAAACCAGACUUGAGCGAUAGUGUUUGAAUACUUUUUUUUUCUUUUUGGAUAUAUGCAAGUUGUAUACUAUACUAAAAACUGGAAGCGAUAAAAGCUACGUUGUUUGGCUAUUCUGAGAAUGAAGUUAUUGGCAGUUGAUUGUUGAUUGUAAAAGCAUGAUUGGUAACAAGAUAUGUGUGACGCAGUAACAAUUUCUCCCGUAACAAACUCAAUUGU